UCGCCGAUAAGGCUUGCCUUUAUAACGUACAUGAAGCGCUGUCUCACAGAUCACUCUGUCCUGGCCAGGAUGUCGACUUCGGGAACGAAUCUACGCUUACACAAUGGUGUAGAGAUGCCUCUUGUUGGAUUUGGUACAUUUCAAGGAUCGUAUGAGUGUGACCAGAAUGUCGUGGUCAAGGCUACUAAAGAAGCUAUAGAUGCCGGUUAUCGCCAUAUAGACACUGCCCAAGUGUACAACACAGAAACUGGGGUGGGACAAGCCAUUAGGGAGAAGAUAGACGAGGGCAAGGUGACACGGGCUGAGCUGUUUGUCACUACCAAGCUAUGGAGUCACGCCCACAGACGUUGUGACGUUAUACCCGCCCUAAAGAAGAGUCUGCAGACGAUGGGCCUAGAUUACGUGGACCUGUUCCUCGUACACUGGCCAGUAGCUCUCAAGGCGUCCUUGGAUAUUUUUUUCCCGCGAGAUGAAAACGGGGAGCUUAUUUUUGCUGACAAGGAUAUUGACUAUGUUGAGACUUGGCAGGGUAUGGAAGACGCUUUGGAGGCCGGAUUGACAAGGGCUAUUGGUAUUUCAAACUUCAAUGAACGACAAAUAGCGAGGGUCUUGAAAAACUGCAAGGUGAAGCCCAUGAACCAACAGAUAGAAAGCAAUCCUUAUUUCAACAAUAAUCAGCUGAUACAGUUCUGUCAAAGUCAUGGUAUUACAGUAACUGCAUUCUCACCACUGGGCAAGCCAGGACGAACGUGGCAGAACAACCCUGAUGACCCUUAUGUGGCCACAGAUAAGGUGUUGAUCUCGAUAGGUGAAAAAUAUGGGAAAACUCCUCAACAGAUCGCUCUAAAAUUCCAAGUUCAGAGAGGUGUGGCAAUUAUUCCUAAGUCUAACACACCGUCCAGGAUCAGGGGCAACCGAGAGCUGUUCGAUUUCACAUUGACUGAAGAGGAGAUGAAACAGAUAGAAGGCCUGGAUCGAAACUUCCGAAUUUUAUGGAUAAAUUUCUUCCGUCCAAGUCGAGAGUACCCUUUUACAAGUUGACGUUUAAGUGAUGUCGUGAAUGUCAAUCUAGUCCCAUAUUUUAUGGCCAAUAUGCUGCUCCAUAUUAUAUCCAAACUAGAGUAUAUAUGUUUAUAUUUACAUGUCAGUAUCAAAAAGCACGUGACACGUAAGAAACUGUGAUUCAUUUGACUGAUAAUUGAUUUUAAAAUCUAAUGAUAAUCCUAUGAAAUGGUUGAAUCGUUAUUAGAUAGUACAGGAAGAAACUUCUCUAGUGUUAUUUGUCACAAGACCAAAAAAUAUAUAGAUAUAUAAAGUGAAGAGAUAUAUGGCAUAUAUCUGUUCACUAUAGCAUUAGUCAUGAACUGGUGAAGUAAAUGUAUCCACGAACAUUGGGUUUGUCAGACAUAGAAGUCGAUGUAGAGGCGUACUAAUGGGAAUGAAGAUCGUGUAACUAAAACGUGAUCACUUCAAAAAAUACCGAAUGUUCGGUCUAACUGACGCACCAAGGCAAGGAUAGAUUUACAACUUGGCGCAAAGUCGCAAAGGUUGUAAUUGCGUAAGAUCAUAAAAUUUGCAUUGUAAAAUGAGAACAAUAUACUCAGUAAAGAUAAUCUUCCUUCUCAAGAUGAAUAAAUAUAAAGCACAACUAUUCC
Molecule: messenger RNA, 1655 nt
Organism: Liolophura sinensis
Lineage: Eukaryota; Metazoa; Mollusca; Polyplacophora; Chitonida; Chitonidae
Product: aldo-keto reductase family 1 member C1-like
Exons: 10
Coding region: 31-1041 (336 amino acids)
Molecular function (GO): oxidoreductase activity
Source: RefSeq, a predicted model, not a curated record